Sceloporus undulatus (fence lizard) is the source of this 2754-nucleotide messenger RNA. RefSeq names its product transmembrane protein 104 (gene SLC38A12). The transcript has 11 exons. NCBI's taxonomy places the organism in Eukaryota, Metazoa, Chordata, Lepidosauria, Squamata, Phrynosomatidae. The record is from RefSeq and is a predicted model, not a curated record. Bases 361 to 1857 code for a protein of 498 amino acids.
AGCAGCAGCAGCAGCAGCAGGAGGAGGAAUAAGAAGAAGAAGGGCCCCAGCGCGAGCCGUCUCCGGUCGUGCGCAUGCGCCGCGGGUGGCCUCUCCUUCUUCCCCGCUGUAUGAGGGAAGCCGGGCUGGGAAGCGUCGCGCGGAUGGUGGCUGCUGGUGUUGCUGCUGCUGUUGGCUGCAGGCCGGAUUGAUAGCCUCACAAACUGCCUGACCUCUAGGUUCUUCAGAACCUUGUUUCCAUCCCUGCCUCAGUCACUCUCAUUAAGUUCAAAUGCGGUCACUGUUCUGUUUUCCAGGUUAGUGGUGGCUGGAUCCAAAGGGACUGACUUCUUUAACCCCAGCUAUUCCAUCUCCUCAAACAUGGCUGGAGGCAUCACUGAUACAGGGGAACUGUACUCUCCUUAUGUCGGUCUGGUGUACAUGUUCAAUCUGAUAGUUGGGACAGGAGCUUUAACUAUGCCGAAGGCCUUUGCCACAGCUGGUUGGCUUGUCAGCCUAAUCCUAAUAAUGUUCCUAGCAUUCAUGAGCUAUAUGACUACAACAUUUGUAAUUGAGGCCAUGGCUGCAGCAAAUGCUCAGCUUCGCUGGAAGAAGAUGGAAAAGCACAAGGAAGAUCAUGAGGAAGAAGAUUCUUCUUCUGGAGUUUCUGAUAGUGAUGUUCUCCUCCCUGACAGCCAUGAACGGUCAGAGACACACCCUAUCCUGUCCAUUCAAAGACGAGGAGCACCUAACAUUUUUGAAAUCUCUGAAAGAGUGGAGAUGGGACAGAUGGCUUCUCUGUUCUUCAACAAAGUGGGAGUCAAUUUGUUUUAUUUCUGUAUAAUCAUCUACCUCUAUGGUGAUCUGGCAAUAUAUGCAGCUGCUGUUCCAGUUUCACUCAUGCAAGUGUCCUGUAGCAGGAUUGGCAAUCAUUCAUGCAGUGUUGAAGAUAGUAUAAAGUAUAACGAUACAGACAAAUGCUGGGGGCGAAUCAGAAGGAUUGAUGCUUACAGAAUUUAUCUGGCAGCAUUUACCCUUCUCUUGGGUCCAUUCACAUUUUUUAAUGUGCAGAAAACAAAGUAUCUGCAGAUCAUGACAUCAAUGAUGAGGUGGAUAGCAUUUGUCAUCAUGAUAAUUUUAGCACUCCUCCGCAUCACUAAGGGUCAUGGGGAAGGUCAUCCUCCGCUGGCACAGCUCACAGGAAUUGGCAAUCUUUUUGGGGUAUGCAUUUAUUCCUUCAUGUGCCAACAUUCCCUGCCAUCCCUAAUUACUCCCAUCUCUAAGAAGAAACAUGUUAACAAGUUGGUCCUUCUGGAUUAUGUCUUAAUUCUGGGUUUCUACAGCCUCCUGUCAUUUACUGCUAUCUACUGCUUCCGCAAUGGGACACUCAUGGACAUGUACACACUCAACUUCACGAACUGUGAUAUUGUCAAUAAUGCCGUCAUCCGCUAUUUCCUAGGCCUCUUUCCAGUCUUCACCAUCAGUACCAACUUUCCUAUAAUUGCUGUAACUUUGAGAAACAAUUGGAAGACCCUUUUCCACCGAGAAGGGGAAACUUACCCAUGGAUAGUAGAUAGAUUUGUUUUUCCAGUCAUCACACUGAUUCCCCCCAUUAUUGUGGCUUUCUGCACUCAUGAUCUGGAAAAGUUGGUUGGCAUCACUGGAGCCUAUGCUGGAAAUGGGAUCCAGUACAUCAUCCCUGCCUUCUUAGCAUACUGUAGCCGAAAAGACACUCAGCUGGUCUUUGGAAGUGGCACACUCAAUAAACAUUUGUCCCCUUUCCGGCACACUUUAUGGAUAGGAUUUGUGCUCCUCUGGGGUCUUUUUUGUUUUCUGUUUGUGACUGCAAACAUUGUCUUGAAUGAAACAAAGCUUUGAUGAUGGAACAAUGCUGUUUGUUACAGAAGAACCUGGAAGUGACUUCUGAGACAUUAAGGACAGUUAAAUAAUCAACUUACAUGAGCAGUAUGCUCGCUUUAUUAAUUCUGGGUGAAAUGCUGCCCUUUUUAAUUCAGAUUUUCUGUUCAUUAUAUAAAGUUGUGGACUUGAGCACUCCAGCAGGUGGCUACAGUUGCCUGGUACCUGACCUACUGACCUGGCCACCUACAGGCUGUCAUCAUCUUCUCUUGUACUGUGAUAUAUCAGAGGCUGUCAGAUACGCAUAUCAUCCUCAAGAAUGAUGCAGAAGACCAAUGCUGCUGUUGUCGGCCAAGAAAGCAAGCAGUGGAUCAAGCAAGCAAUGAAUCUUCAUCAUGUUUAUUAUCUCUCUAAAGUGACUUUCUCUUCUUCUAAAUAACAGGAAACAAAACAAAACAGGAGCAGGGUGGACAUAAUAGUCUUCAUAGCUGUUAUCAUGUUGUAUGGUAUGCAAGACACACUAAACUGUAGAAUGGUGGAAGGUAAUGCUUCAGUGGUAGUCUUUAUCCCACAUAAAUGCUUUUUCUAUCCCCCCUCCCUCCAGGUUUUAUUGUUUCUUCCAUUUCUGUUACAGUACAGCCUUUCCAACACACAUGUACCUUAAUGCAUAUGAUGUGGUCCCUGGAAUUAGAUUUAAAAAUGCUGUGUCAGGUCUAAAUGAAUAAUUUCAUCAGAUUUUUUUUUAAAGCUGUUGUUUGUUGUUGUUUUUGUACUUCAUUUCCAGUCUCAGAUUUUCUUUCUUUUGUUCUUUAUAUACACUGUGUGGGUAAGAAAGAUGUAUUGUUAAGACAUACAGACUUGAGUGGCACAGAAACCUUGCUUAAUGAAAAAUAAAAGGGAAAUCCUGCUUCCACAGUU